AUACGCUUCCAGUCCAGCGCAUGCGCAGUAUUUGUCCGUUUCCUGUGUAUUUCAAAUGCAUAUAAUAACAGAAUAAAGAAGGUACAUCUUCUUUAUGCAAACUUAAACGAUAAAUGGCAUCUAAUACCCAUUGAAAAUACUUUGGGUUGAAAUCAGUUGAUUUCAAAGCUGCAUCUUGAUGAGUGAACGAUUGUUACAGUACAGGUGCUCGCAGCUCACAGAAUUCAGGUGAAAGCUAGGUUUCCACAUCAUUACCAAAGGUCAUUAUGGACAAUCAAGCUGACAUGGAAAUAGAUCGAGAUGACUAUUCUAAAAGAAAAGCUAAGAAUAACGUAAAGAGUAAACGUCCAGCGAAAUUCUCACCUCUAAUGGAAAGAAAAGCGGCGAAAACAUACAUACGUCCUAAAGAUGCGUGUAUAUUUGAUGGUCGCUUGCUUAAACUUGCAGACGAAGACAUCGAAGAAUUAGAGAGAAAUAACACAAUCGAGGUCGGCGAAGGUUCAUUUGGAAAAGUAUUUAAAAGUUCAAAGCUGUCCGAGGGUUUUGGAAUCGACGUUGUUGUUAAAAAGAUACCAUGGAAGAAGGGUUUUAACCAUACAUCAAUCCGAAGGGAAAUGAUAACAUCUAAGGUUGUACAUCCAUUCAUAUUGCCUUUAUUAUCUGUUGUUGAUAAACCGGUAGGAAAAAAGGAUAGAAAAUCAAAAGAAGAAGUGUGGUUUGUCUCGCCAUAUUUCAGCAACGGUGAUCUUAGGACAGCAAUUCAAACGAAAGGAAAAGAUUUAAAUGCAAUGACAAGAGUGAGAAUCCUCCUACAAAUUGCAUUGGCUUUGAAGUACAUUCACACUGGUGUACCAGACGUGAGGGAUGUUAUUUUACACAAAGAUAUAUCAUCUCAAAACAUUGUUUUGGACAAUGAAUAUAAUGCUCGCCUCAUUGACUUUGGAUUGGCAAGGGAAAAAAGUGACGUUUCAGGGACAAGAAGCGAAAGAUUGGCAUAUUCCCACCCUAAUGUUGGAAAAGGGGAAAAAUCGACAGAGUUCGUGGAUUAUUACAGCUUUGCUGUCAUUAUUAGGGAGAUGUUGACUAGCCUCGGACCAUCGGGAAUCAAUAACUUAUACUUGAAGCAUAUGUCAGAAGAACAAGUCUCUAAAAACGUAGAUCAAAGAAUAUGGGGAAAUGAUUCACUUAUUGAUCAUGGUCCACUUAUUAAUAAACUGAACGCCAUCGCAUGUAAAUGCCUGGAUGUUGAAAAAGCAAACAAAUGGAAUGUAAGAGAAUUCGAUAAACAAGUUGUUGGCCCUUUAAAGACAUUUUGGAAGGACUUUAAUGGAGCGAACAUUUUACAGGUUCCGGAAAAUUAUCCAAAUUGUCAUCUAUGCCUCAUAAAUCCAGCAGCAAGAGAAUCUUCAAUGACACAGUCACAUCUACCCAACUGUACAAUGAAAAUACAAGCAUGCAUAGCCUGUGAAAAGAACAGUUUUUUGAACCCAAUAGCAUGCUACUGUGGCAAAGAAUUAACUCCCGUUAUAGGACAUCGAUGGGGGGCAUUGUUAGUAGCUGGAAUCGAUAGAAAAACCAAUGUUGCUCCACUUGAAAAUGACAUCAAAGAAAUAGAAAAACUUAUAUCAUCGAAGGCACCACGAAUCAUUGGAAUAAGCGAGGAUAAUAUCAGUACAGUAACACCUAAUAAGCAAGAGGACAAUGAAAAGUUGUGGCCAAAGGUCAAAGAACACAUCGUGAGUUUUAGCGAACGCUCGGACAUCGAUACCUUGCUCAUCUAUUUCUCUUGCCACGGUGAGAAAGAAAACCAUCGUUUCGUACUUGGCAGUGACAGUGAUUCAGAUAGCUUUACUGUAGACGAAUUCAAAAUAGAAUUGGAGCGUUUGAAAAACAUUAAAAUGCUGUACAUAUUCUUAGACAGAUGCUUUCCACCAACAUUAGCUUUUACUAACGAUCAGAGAAAAUAUAUUCAAAUUAAUGCUUGUGGAUCAAACGAGGAGGCUGACUUUACAAAGAAUGGCAGUGUAUUUACGAAACACUUCAUCGAUGGAUUGAAAGCGAGGUCGGAGGGAAUGAAAUGUAACAUACAUUGUACGGCUUGUAUGGACUUUUGGAGACAGAAUACAGACUUUAUCACAGUUUCAAGUCUGUUCGAGUAUAUCAAAAAACACAUGAAACGUACUAAGGGAACGCCAACGAUCUCUCUUAAUGAUCAUACAAACAUUGCCUUUCACACUGAUGAAGAAGUAAAAAUUGAUUUUACGGAGUGUGAAACAAAAACAGAACACGUUAUACCACUCUCCUACAUAAAGGAUAUAGAGGAGUUAGAACAAAUGCUUUUACAAGAAUUCAACCGAGAUGAAACCACUAAAACUAAAGUCUUUAUUAAACGACGUACGUACAGAAAAGAAAACGAACUUGAGGAUUGUGAAACUCUUGAAAAAGUUAUGAGGGCUUGGGUCCUUAGACAACCUUUGGAAGUAGUAUUUAAGUCAGCGACAGAUAUAGAAGAAAUGGAGAUGAAUUAAUGUCCAGGGUCCGAUACUUAAAACAUUCUCAAAGCUCAAACUCAAAUCUCAGGUACUUGAUUUGUCAGACAACGGUACGGAAUUAACACUGAUCAAUCCGGAGAUAUGGAGUAAACGGAGAUAAAUGAAUAACCAGGAGUAGGAAACUGUGGCUAUUUGACUAUCUAGAUUAACAAAAUAUGAAAAGACUCACUACGUAAGUGAUCGUUUGCUGAAUUAACUAAGUGCGUCAUCUGAUAAUUAAAAUAGUGCGGUAUCUGUUAUUCUGCGAAACUACUUCUACCGUCACAAAAUAUUGUUUCAAAUGACAUGUAAGCAUAAUUUGCAUUCAACAGAAAAGUACUUGUAAAGAAUGGGGUAAUAUAUAGUCGUUAGGUCAGUACAUUUAUAUCAAUGUCCGUCUUAUCCAGCGGUGCUCAAGUGAACAAAACAAACAUUUAGACAGGAAAUCGCAGUAAAAAUAUUUCAAUCAAAUUAUUUAACGGAUUAUAAACUUUUGAACAGAAUAAACUACUUGUCAAACACCAAUAUAAAGGAAACGCCGUCCAAAAACAUCAAUGUGAUUAACCUAUAUGAACAAAGCAAAAUAUGUGUACCAAUCAGAAUGAAAUUCCUUGAAAUAUAGAACGGUGUUUUAUUUUUAAAAGAUGUUUUUUUAUAUAAAGAAAGUAUGAAAGUA
Messenger RNA from Ruditapes philippinarum (Manila clam), 3207 nucleotides. RefSeq lists its product as uncharacterized. Bases 267 to 2528 code for a protein of 753 amino acids. The transcript has 13 exons. Gene Ontology annotation, cellular component: plasma membrane. Gene Ontology annotation, molecular function: ATP binding; protein kinase activity. Lineage: Eukaryota; Metazoa; Mollusca; Bivalvia; Venerida; Veneridae. The record is from RefSeq and is a predicted model, not a curated record. Gene Ontology annotation, biological process: protein phosphorylation.